GCCCAGCCAUGGCGGUGGGUGGCGGUGCGUUGCGCGCGCUCGUCGUGGCGGGCUUCGUGUGCUGGUACAGCACGGGCGUGUUCCGGGCCAUGGACAGCCACUUCGGCAGCCACUUCGGCCAGUACCUGCGCAAGCAGAUUCGCAGCAACGAGCACAUGCGCAAGGACCUGGAGGCGGAUCGGCGCGCCAUGGAGCGGGUGCUGCAGGCCAAAGGCAGGGAGCUGCCCGCGCCCAAGGACGACAAGUCCCUGCUCGAGGACCUCAUUCAGCGAUUCCGGGGCGCCGAGCAAGGCUUGCAGCGAGCGGCGGGCAGCGACGGCCGUCGCCAGGCGUGCCCCGAGAACCGUCAGUCGCUGGACAAGCACGGCCUGCUUGUCCCGCUGGAGGAGGCCUGCGUCGCGGUCCAGGACGAGGUCCAGGAUGACGGCGCAGAUGACUCCUGCCCGGCGGCGCGCGGCCCUCCGGUGUGCGAGGUGCCGCCAGCCGCGUGAACUCCGUGACGGACUUCUCAAAAGAUUUGUUGUACACUCUAAAUAAAUGAAAAUAACGGUGCUGUGAUUUAGCGAGCCGGGCGACAAAUGAAUGCCUUUUCGCUUCACCGGGUGCCAGUCGGGGCGGCGAGGCCGCGGCGCUGCGUGUGGCCAAAGCUUAUUCCCGCGUCGUGAAAUCGUGAAAUCGCGGCGCCGAAAUCGGUAGCCAUGCAAUCACUCUCUGAAUGGGCGCGGCGCGUCCGCGCAGCCUGCACAGUCUGCACGGGCCUUUCACCAGAAUCUCGAGAUUGCGUUUAUAAAUAACGUAACGUGGCGACGAGGCGGGGGUAUUAUUUUUAGCGCGUCUCUCACUCGCUCUCUCAGACAGAGCAACCCGCCGCCUGACGAGUUGAAAAGUAGUCGUCUGGAAGUAGUCGCGGAGGGGCGGCGUCGCGGGGCGAGGUGCGAACUGCACCGGAGAGAGUAGCGGCGCUUACACAGUCUGCCACGAGAGCGCGCUGCAGUCCACCGCAAAUCCUCAUUUGGCGUGUAUGUAGCAGCGCUUUGCUCUGGUGUAUGAAGCCGACGUCACUUCCCCCGCCCCCUCCGUCUUCUCUCUCUCUCUCUCUCUCUCUCUCUCUCUCUCUCUCUCUCUCUCUCUCUCUCUCUCUGUCGCUCCCCACUCGGAGGCCACCGGGGGAAAGACAGCAAGUCUCCGACAUGAGCAGAACAAAGUGCGGCGGCCAACUGGCCAGCGCAGUCGGGGAUUUAUCCAGCUCGAGCCCCCUCCCCCUCCCCCUUUCCUCUCUGGCCCCGACGCCCCGGCAAACUCGCCAGCCGCUCUUGAGUUGCAGUGCACCUUGUAGUUGCGGCGCACGGUUUACCCCGGUCCGCCCCCAGCCGCCUCGACGCAGCACGCCGCCGCCGUUCCGCAGAAUUCGACGCGGAAAUGGAUGUGAAAAUGAAACA
Molecule: messenger RNA, 1439 nt
Organism: Thrips palmi
Lineage: Eukaryota; Metazoa; Arthropoda; Insecta; Thysanoptera; Thripidae
Exons: 1
Coding region: 9-491 (160 amino acids)
Source: RefSeq, a predicted model, not a curated record